Miscanthus lutarioriparius is the source of this 438-nucleotide messenger RNA. Lineage: Eukaryota; Viridiplantae; Streptophyta; Magnoliopsida; Poales; Poaceae. The record is from the annotation of a GenBank genome assembly.
AUGGCCGACGAGCGAGGCGCCAUACGCGUGGCUAACCCAGUCACCGGGGUGCACGCCGACCUGCCAGCCAUCUCCACCAUCCCGUUCCUCCACCUGGUUUUUGGCGUCAGCUGGUUCUGCCUCGACGUAGACCCCUUUCGGCAGAUCCAUUUCAGAUGCUCACCCCCAUCGGAACUCGAAGGUCGCGGCUGGCUGAGGACGUCGAUGUACAAAGCCACCCAGAUGCGGCAGGUCUUCUACCGCAAGGUCGUCCUCUCUGUGUCACCGCGCCCCGACAGCUACGCCGCCAUGCUCAUCAUGGACUGGGCCUUUGCAAUGGCGGAGGAGGAGGACCCCGUGUGGAGGAUGGCGCCCUCCCACGACGGCGUCGAGGACGCCAUACACCACGGUGGCCAUUUCUUGUCGAUCACCUACACCGGCCAUGUCGAGGCGUGGUAG